Messenger RNA from Cheilinus undulatus (humphead wrasse), 9306 nucleotides. RefSeq names its product phosphoinositide-3-kinase, regulatory subunit 2 (beta) (gene pik3r2). The transcript is spliced from 16 exons. Gene Ontology annotation, cellular component: phosphatidylinositol 3-kinase complex. Lineage: Eukaryota; Metazoa; Chordata; Actinopteri; Labriformes; Labridae. The record is from RefSeq and is a predicted model, not a curated record. Gene Ontology annotation, molecular function: 1-phosphatidylinositol-3-kinase regulator activity; protein binding. Gene Ontology annotation, biological process: insulin receptor signaling pathway; phosphatidylinositol phosphate biosynthetic process. The coding region runs from base 771 to 2981 and encodes 736 amino acids.
UGGAAAAUGGCUGUGUAGUGGAGCAGGGAGUCGUGAACGGGAAAAGAAAGAAAGCAAGAGAAAGAAGGCGAAGCAGUAAGUAAGCACAGGUUUUUCUAAAAGUUUUAUGCACCUCGAGAAGCUUUCGUCCGCAGAAAAGGCACCGCACGGAAUCGGUCGUCCACUUCGAAGAGUUUGAGCGCCGCAGACAAAAAAGUGAGAAGAGUCAAGAAAUAUCCGCGGGUUGGUCAUUAUCUCUGUCCGGAUCAUGUGGUAGCUUGAGAGAACCUCAGAGGAUUAAGGACCUUCCCACUCUGCCACUCAUUGUCCAAUCAGACCACUUCUUUUAACCGCGGAGCCGACGACACAGGGCCCUCGGCUUGCAGAGAAUCUCCUACCAGGCUGCUCCAAUAGCACCCAGCCAGCAGGUUUCCGCUGCUUGAAGGAGCAUGUUGCCGACGCGCUCCCUCUGCUCCAUCAUCUGGCUCAACCGGGGUAUCAAGCUGCGGAAAGUGCACCAGUCCACCAACAUGGGUCAGGUCUGAAAACCGCUGCAGACACAGUCACAACCGCAGCAGAACGCUACCUUUUUCAAGUUUUAAAAUGCUUCUAAGCUUCGGGUGAUUCCCCGUCCUCCCCUCACCCUCCCCCCGUCCGCCUCUGAACCAACACGGACACCGGAGUUUAGUGACUCCACAGCCUCUUUGGUUUUCUGCUGUUGCAGUGGGACACGCGCUGCACUACUUAAUCCUCUGUUUGGUGGCCAUUUUGAUUCUCGCCUCCCAGACAAAAUGGCGGCUGAAGGUUUUCAGUACCUCGCCCUCUACUCAUUCACCAAGGACCAGGAGGAGGACUUGGACCUACAGCCCGGGGACCUUCUGACUGUCAGCAAGGCGUCUCUGCUGUCCAUGGAGAACUACGAGGAGGGCUGUGAGGAGCAGCCGGAAAGCCUCGGCUGGCUUCUCGGGUACAACGAGCGCACCAAACAGAGAGGAGACUUUCCAGGGACGUACGUCAAGUACGUGGGCCCCGUCAAGAUGGUUCUUCCAUCGAGUCAACCCCGCUCCCACAGACCCCUACCUGCUGCCCCAAGACCAGAGACAUCUCAAGCUGUUUCUGUGCCGGACUUGAGCGAGCAGUUUACACCACCAGAGACGGCUCCCCCGGCCCUCAUCAGCCUGAUCCAAGCCAUAGAGAGGAGAGGUCUGGACUGUGUAACAUUGUACAGGUCAACUUCAGGUUCCUCAGGGGCAGACAGUCCAGUGUACAGCCUGAGCUCAGAGUGCGAAAUGGGUCAGAAAGACAUGGCUGACCUGUCUGAGUGUGUCCUUCGCUACCUGAGAGACCUCCCAUCACCUGUUAUCCCCGCCUGUAUCUACCCCCACCUUCAGUCUGCUGUCACCCUGCAGCAGCAGCAGCUCCUACAGCAGGCAGCAGACGGUGCUGUUGCUGGCAGCCAUGACAGAGAGCUCAGCCAGGUCCUGGAGAGCUCCACUUCUUUCCCUCUUCAUCACCGUCUCACCCUGCAGUACCUCCUCACACACCUCGCCAAGGUCACUCAGGCACAGGCCAGCAAUGGACUGGACACACAUACGCUGGGGAAGAUCUUUGGACCUCUGCUGAUGAAGACAGGCCCGUCCACUCCUUGGUUGUCAGUGGAUGAUGAGUUACCAGCUCUUGUGGUGGAAAGGCUGCUGAUCGAGAGAACUGCUGAGCGAGACCUCACUCCUCCUGUUCUUCCAGCAAAGCCAGUCAAGUCAAAAAUGGGUCCAUCAGCCAUGACGGACACAAGCAGCCUCCUGAAUGAUGCUGAGUGGUACUGGGGAGAAAUUUCAAGAGAGGAGGUGAAUGAAAAGCUUCGAGACACUCCUGACGGCACCUUUCUAGUCCGGGAUGCUUCCAGUAAACUGGAGGGCGAGUACACGCUCACCCUCAGGAAAGGAGGGAACAACAAGCUGAUAAAAAUUUACCACAGAGACGGGAGGUACGGCUUCUCGGAGCCUCUUACCUUCCUAACUGUAGUGGAGCUCAUAAAUCACUACCGCCAUGAGUCCCUGGCACAAUACAAUGCCAAACUGGACACCAAGCUCCUGUACCCGGUCUCUAAAUACCAACAGCUGGUGAAGGAGAACAGUAUAGAGGAGGUGGGAGAGAAGCUGAAGGUCUAUCACGAGCAGUAUCAGGACAAGAGCCGCGAGUACGACUCGCUGUAUGAGGAGUACACACGCACCUCACAGGAACUUCAGAUGAAACGUACUGCGAUUGAAGCUUUCAAUGAGACCAUCAAGAUCUUUGAGGAGCAGUUUGAGACUCAGGAGCGGUACAGCAGGGAGUCUUUGGAGCGAUUUCAGCGGGAGGGCAAUGAGAAAGAGAUUCAAAAGAUUCAGAGUAACUCAGAGCGCUUGAAGUCUCGUGUGAAGGAGAUCCACGACAGCAAGUGUAAGCUGGAGCAGGACUUGAGAGAGCAGGUGUCCGACAACAGAGAGAUUGACAAGAAGAUGAACAGCCUCAAGCCUGACCUGAUGCAGCUACGCAAAAUCAGAGAUCAGUAUUUGAUAUGGCUCACACAGAAGGGGACAAAGCAGAAGAAGAUCAACGAAUGGCUGGGCAUAAAGAACGAUGCUGAUGACUCCUACUCACUGGAGGAGGACGAGAGCUCUCCCCACCAUGAUGAGUGUACCUGGUAUGUGGGCGACAUCAAACGCACCCAAGCAGAGGAGAUGCUGAGAGGCAAAUGUGACGGCACCUUCCUCAUCCGAGAGAGCCAAUCACAGAAGGGCUCCUACGCCUGCUCUGUUGUUGUGGAGGGCGACACCAAGCACUGUGUCAUCUACAAGACAGCCACAGGUUAUGGAUUUGCAGAACCCUACAACCUGUACUCAUCCCUCAAAGACCUGGUGCUCCACUACAAAAACGUCUCCUUGGUCCAACACAACGACCAGCUGAAUGUAAAUCUAGCCUACCCAGUCCUGGCCCGCUCCCAGAACCAGCACCCUAGAUGAAUUUGCCCACCAGCAGUGUAGGACACCAACAGGGUCGGGAAAAAAUCGUUCCUUCAUAUGCAUUGUGGACAAAAAUGAACCUUUGAACAAUGUUUGUUCUUGUUUAAGUGGUGAUUAAAAAUAGACUCAGACAGCCACAAUUUACAAUUCAUACGCUCUUUUGGCUGGAGGCUGGUGCUUCUUUCCUGCACAGACCCAGUCCAAGAAAGUGCACUCCCUGCUAACAGCAUGGCUUCAAAAUAAGCACAGUACUACCAGAAACAGUGCACUGUACAGUUGGCCUGGCUGAGACAGCGAUCAUUAAUGUGUCGCAUUAGCUAGCCAUGACUGUACAGUACGAGACAUGAAAAUACCUUUGAUACAGAGGGGAAAAAACAGACUAAUUGAGUUUAAAGAAGACAUAAUAAGCACACAAAAUGCUGUUGUUUUUUUAAAUAUGAUCAUAGAGAAGAAACCAGAUGGCAGGAUUAGGGGAAAACUUGCAGGAGGCACUUUUUUGUUUUAUUGCCUUGAAGAUGCGAUAACUGUCCAUAGACAAAGGCCCAAUCUGUCAUCCCCAGACUGCCUGCAAACUCUCUGUCGACAAAAGCCUGAGCUGUCAUCUGCUGAUAGGACUGGCUUGGCUGAACCAGGCUGCUGGCUUCACACCUAAAGGAGGCUGAAAAACCGUGGACCGGGCGGGUGUUGUCACUGGAGUUGGGGCGGCUGGGCUUGGGAUGGAUGUUUUUUGGGUUAUAUCUUUUUUUUCUUUUUAAAGAUUGAGUUUAAAGCUUGCUGAAGUGCCAUAGAAAUAGCUUUGAAUGACCACAAGCCUGUGUCUCUAGAACAAGGAGAGGGCACGCCGAGGUUGAAAAAAAGAAGGAGGGACUGAACGGCUGUUGACAUAGACAGAGCUACAGCUUUAACGUAUACAUACAUAUAGGUCUAUUUUUAUGAAAUUAUCUCUAUUUCCAACUGCUUUGGCAUGUUGCUUUCUCUCAGCGGGCCUCUUUUUGAACUGACGAGGUACAACAUACAGUAAAUACUGUAUACCAGGACAGAUAUGCACGGUACACAUUUGGUUUAUUGUGAAUAGAGAGUCUUUUCUCAAUCACAAUUCACCAGACAGAGAGGUACACUGAUAAAUGCAGUUCCUCUUUAUUUCUUCUGAAUGAAGUUAUGGAAAGACUCCUGCAUCAAACGUCCCUUUGUUUCAAGCUUCCUUCUUUUAUCAUCCUCUUUUAAAGUGUAGCACCUGUAGCCAUUGACUUAAGGCAUAACUGUUAGUGCUCGUCUCACGUGUCUCAUUUUUAUAUGCUAAAGACACUUGUAGAGCAUCAGUCUAUGUGAUUAUUGUAUCUUUGGUACUGUAUUUGCCUUGUCUUUUAGAUUAGACUGUUUUAGCGGUACUUUGUCCUCGCAGAUGUUUAUUGUUGUUUAUUUUUUAAAUGCAGAUUUUACUCAUGGUACUUCCUGCUACUCGCUCUUGCGCUCGACUGUUCAUUUCAUCACAAGCUUGACUCUCAGAGCUGUAGUUGUACAAAAAAGAAAGCAGUAAUAUAACACAUGUACAGUAUAUUUCAGACACACAUGCAGUCAGUGUAUGUGACUUUAUACAGUUUCAUCGCUGUGUUUUCUUUGUUUUGUUUGAAUAUUUGCUAUGCUCUUAGAUUCAGUUUAAGGAUGCACAGUAUCCAGCUAAUGUGAGCCAAAUGAAGGAUGUCUUUUCAUGUAGCAAGAAAGAAAAGAAAAAAAGAACUGGUCCUUUUGCCAUAUAUAGCGUGGCCUCUGUGGUCCGAGAGAUUAUCUAGUAGAGGACGCAUGGAGUCCUUCAUUUGGGUUGUUAUUCUGUUUGUACUAGGCUCCAGUGGUUUAUAAUUGUGCUUUUUGUUGCGUAUACAGUAUGAUGUGUGGUAGUACAGCACUAUGCAUAACGCAGUCGCAUGUGGAUUAUUCGUUUCAAAGUACUUGUGGUCACUUCUUUCAUCUUUUCUGUGCCGUAUUUCCCUCAUGUUUCUGUAGCCUGAGGUAAAGAUUGUACCAUCUUAAUUCUUCGUCACUUUCAAAGCACAGUUCAUUUGUCUUAGGAGUUAUUCAGUUAUUCUCGAGUGCUUGUUAAAAAUGAAAUUAAAGCUCCUGUGAAGAGUUAAGAUUUAUUUCUUAAAUGGAUUGAAAUUGACACUGAUGCCUCUUUAUGAGCUGCAAAAGCAAAUUAGCCUAUCAGCAGAAAGAUUGACUACUUCUAUUUUAGAAUUUUCAGUGUCUGAAAGUGUUGGCGCAGGGUAGGUUUCAGACAAAUUUGAUUACCUGCAUGCUGCUAAAACAGCCAAUUUUCCAUAUCGGAGAUCUGCAGAAAGUGAUUCAUUUGACUGUUAGAAAAAAAAAAAUUUAAUAAACAUAUAAACAGCAAAGAUAUAAGAAAUGCUGUUUUUUCCACAAGGGGGUACAAAAUUCAUCUUAAACUAAAAGCCCCUCACAGGAGAUUUAAAUUUGAGCCUCAUCUUUUAUUAUUUGAGAAUGAAUGAACUCUAAAAUCAGCUUUCUUACAGUAGACUCAGAUUGCCAAAAAGAAACGAAGUUUUUUUGUAGAAAGGUUACGAAGAGUCCAAACAAAACAGGAAGUUUUAAAAAAGUAGUUCACAGUUUCUAAAAGAUGCACAUAUGAAUAUUUGGGUUUAUUUUUGAUGAAUUAUGUCAAAAUCAAACCUGCUUUUUAACUUCUAAAACUAAAUUCAGGUUGCAGCAUUUUCAAAAGUGAACCACCCCGAUAUCAAACCUAACUCCAUCUAAAAUCUUUCAAUCAAGACUUGGGUUUGAUUUCUGUCAGGACGAAUCAAUUGUACUGUACUUUGCACAGUUCUUGGUGUGUAAAAAAUCCAAGAAUGAAAGCCGAAGUGACGGCGCUGCUUCUGAUCAGAGGGCUAUAAAAAGUGUGAGUGAGAAAGAUUAGAAGUGCCUUCAGUCGUCGUGUGAGCUCGUCUUCUAUAAGACUGUGCCGCCACCACAUGCUGUGCUUCUUUUUCACACAUUUGCCAUUUAUCAAAAAACUAAGGGUACCUGGUUAUUGUUGUGUGUGUGUUUGUGUGUGAUAGAGGAGCAUGAUGUAGAUACGAGUGACAGAUUUUAGUUGUGCCUCUUUGUUGUUACAUCUCUAGUUGUUACAUAUUCCUUCUUUCUCUGGUGGGGGCUGUACAGUAGCUUUGGUGCUCUCUCACGGUGCACCAAAACUAGAUUUCUUUGUUGUUUUUUUAUUAUAAUUAUUUGUCUGAUUAUAUUUUGAAUAAAACUCAGAUAAGAUAGAAAUGUGAACCAUAACACAUCCGUAGCCCAGCCCAGUUGUUUGAAGCUCAUCUGAUAAGCUCUCAAGUGAAUGCAUGCAGCAUUUCUCAGUGUUUUUUUUUUUCUGGUUGAGUCAUCCACCGCUGCUCACACAUCAAUUAUCCUCCAGUUUGUUGGACCAACACUUCUGUGACUGCACUUUUAUUUCUGUUCCACACACUUUAAGUAGUGUGUCUAACACCCAACAACCAUAAACUCACAGACAGUGGUGAAGUUCAGUUGUCAAUAACGUUUUUAGUUGAUCUUUCCAUACAAUACAAUUCGAGGGAUUGACAUACUUCUUUAUCUUGUGUACAGUAUAUGCUUUUGUUGUUUUUACAGUCAACAAGUCACGUAAUUUUGAUGCUUUUGACUGAUUGUAAUGUUUUCAAUGUAGAAUUAGUGUGACUUUAUGGGCUGUACAAACUGUAAUACUUUCAAACCGUGUUUAAGAAGAGCUGCUGGCUCGUUAUGCAAUCUGUGUCCACACAGCAAUAAUUGUCCAACUCAACAAGACAAGCAAGACCAUAUUUCCUAAAGGUCGUUUUGCAGGAGCAUGUUUCUCUUACCAUUAUUGCUGUCUAAACAUUCAAAACUUUGGUAUUGUGAAAUUUCAAUCUGGAGAGCUUUUCUUUGAAACUGUUGGUCUCGACCCAUUCGUUGAGAACAACUGUCUUAAUACAUGUAGCUCUAAGGCUCUGCAUGUGAAAGUAGGAACAAAAUGCACAGCUAGCAGUGAUUGAAAACUUUGUCUUUCUAGGCUGGUUUGGCUAAACAAGACAGCUGUAAACAUAAUUUAGAAGACACUUUAUUGCAAAUUCUUGCCAUUUCAACAAGAUAGUUGCAGCUUUUCCCACAUCCGUUCUCCUGAAUAGUUCAUGAUCUAGGUUGUUCUGCCUCAUUUUGAAAGUUUUGCUUGAAUGAAACUGGGAAGAAUAAACAGCAUCUCUUGUUAAGAUGGACAUUUUUGCAGUGUAGGUACACACUCCCAUCUGCCAUAUAUGCCAUGUUAAUCACAGAUGUUUUAAAGCUGGAAGCAAUGCAACUUCAGUAGCAAUGAAACCUGGUCAGGCAGUGAGACGGGAUGAAGACUUUAUUUUUUACGCUUUGACUUGGAGUUCAGACUGAAAUCUCACAUGUGGCAGACGUUCCUCUGACUCUCAAAGCUUUCAUCCUGCUCAUUUAUCAGAUAUGCAUUUGUGUCAGAGCUUCUUGGAAAGCUUUUCUAUUUGACAAAAGAUCACUCAAGAUAUUGAAUAUUUUUUCAUCAGCUUUGGUACACUGUAAAUGAUAUUUCUUGAAACGGCCUCACACAGGAAGCACAUCUUUCACAAAGAAAAACACGUAUAUUUGGUGUCUAGAAGAAUGAUAGAGAAUAAAUAUUUUGAAAUAUAUACUUAGAUAUCUAUAUUUUUGGAUGAUGUUGCUCUGAUUUGGAUUGUGCUUGAAACAAAUCAGACAGAGGCUUUGAUGUGACAUGAUCUUUUGACUUGCUCCGUGGCUGCUUUAUGUUCUAGCAGUUCUUGAAAAGUGAGCAUUUUUACUAAUCAGCUGCAGCAAGCUUCAUUAAAACGUCUCGGUUACAGUCGACGGACGGACGUGUAAUCUUUUCAGCAUGAUUAUCAGGUGCAUUCAGAGGAUGAAGCAAGCUUAUGUACAUGUGUUAAUAUUUACAGAGCUGAGUCUAUAUGUUAAAUGCAGUCUUGGCUGCUUUGCAUUUAUUAAAUAUUAGAGUUUUUUGCUUUUUUUUGUUGUGAACGUAAAAGUCUGAUUUGUCAUUUGGAAGAUUUUUUGUGAGUAGAUGGAGUGUUUAAGUCGCACCACAAAAGACACACUUAGGAUGCUGCCACAGAGAUCUGACACUAUUCUGUAACAGAGUGAACCAUCUUACCACUGUUUUUUCUUAUUGUAGAUCUCUGUGGUUGCUGAAUGGUUGUUAUUAGAGAAUAAAAGUACACGGUUAGACAAUUCAUUAUCACUCCUUCACACAGAACAAUGAUGGCAUUAGAAAGUGUUCUUUUAUGGUGCCUGAGUAUUUUUUUUAUUUGGCUUUUUUUAAAGCUCAUAGAUUUGUUUGUCCCAGUGUUGGUUAUUUUUUGUUUGUUUUGUUCAUUUCUGUUAAUGAUAACCUUACAGAGCCUAUAAAGAAAAAAUAAGCUAGCUUGAAAUUGUUUCCUCCAUACAGAAAAAAGAAACACAAAUGUUUACAAAAUGUAAUUAACCAAAUAGUAAAUAUGCGUUUGAGAAUCAGUCUGUCUGUCCCUCAAAGUGGUCGCGAUAGAUUGAUUUAUAUUUCAUGAUUUUCUGUCAUUUUAAACUUGAAAAUGUUAUGACUGCUUGUUCUUUUUUUUCUGUUUGCUUCCUUUUUGAAAAAAAAAAUGAGAACAGUGCUCCCUCAGUUUCAAAACUACACAAUGUCUUUCUUCUCCAGCUGACUACUUCACCUGUCACUGAGCCUGAUCUUUUGCUGUUUAUUUCAUCUACGCUUUCACAUUUCCUAGGUGUUUCCCUUUGUAUGGACUUAGCUCAAAGAAAUUACAGCAGGUGGUGCUCACAUGGCGAGACUUAUAGCUACACAUGCUUCUUGUGAACAUGCUUGCGUUCACAUUUAGAACAACAAUAGAGUCUAGCUGUGAAAAGGCACACUACUCUUGACUUUGCACUACAAACCCAAUAAAAAGUGUAAUCAAAAGCUGUAUAGGUUGAUGACACAGUGCCUAUAAAAAGUAUUCACCCCCUUGGGUGUUUUCCCCUUUUAGUGAUUUUAUAAAUCAGUCAUGGUCAAUAUAAUUUGGAAUUUUUGACAAGAAAAAUAGUCUUUAAUGUCAAAGGGAAAACAAAGUUCUACAAAGACAUGUCAAUUAAAUAAAAAUAUGUAAGGUAAAAGAAGUGAGGGCAUCUGCCUGCAAGUCAGUAUUUAGUAGAUGCACCUUUGGCUUCAUAGCACUGAGUCUGUGUGGAUAAGUAUGCUUUCUGCAUACUGAAAUUUUAUUUUAUUCUUCUUUGCAAAACUGCUCGAGCUCUGUCA